Molecule: messenger RNA, 1177 nt
Organism: Magnolia sinica
Lineage: Eukaryota; Viridiplantae; Streptophyta; Magnoliopsida; Magnoliales; Magnoliaceae
Product: very-long-chain 3-oxoacyl-CoA reductase 1-like
Exons: 3
Coding region: 89-1054 (321 amino acids)
Cellular component (GO): endoplasmic reticulum
Molecular function (GO): ketoreductase activity
Source: RefSeq, a predicted model, not a curated record
CCACCCGUCUCUCCUCUGAAAUUCUCUCUCUCUCUCUCUCUCUCUCUCUCUCUCUUCCAACAUACAGAGAGAGAAGAAGAUAAGAGAAAUGGAUUUCUACUCUUGCAUUGAGACUCUGAAAUCCCAACCCACCUGGAUUCUUCUCUUCUCAUCUCUUGGAAUCCUCUCACUCCUCAGAUUUUCCUUCUCCUUUCUCAAAUGGGUCUUUGUCACCUUCCUCAGACCUGCCAAAAACCUCAAGAGCUACGGCUCGUGGGCCAUCGUCACUGGCCCCACUGAUGGCAUCGGCAAGAGCUUCGCCUUCCAAUUGGCCAGGAAAGGCCUCAACCUAGUCUUGGUGGGCCGUAACCCCGAUAAGCUCAAGGAGGUCUCCAACGCCAUCCAGGCCAAGUUCAGCAAGACCCAGAUCAAGAGCGUGGUCGUUGACUUCUCCGGUGAUCUCACGGACGGGAUUCAACGGAUCAAGGAUGCAAUUGAGGGGCUGGAUGUUGGCAUCUUGAUAAACAACGUCGGCGUCUCGUACCCGUAUGCCAGGUUCUUCCAUGAGGUCGAUGAAGAUCUGUUGAAGAAUCUGAUAAAGGUCAAUGUGGAGGGGACAACGAAAGUGACGCAGGCGGUGUUGCCUGGGAUGCUGAGGAAGAAGAAGGGCGCGAUCGUCAAUAUUGGGUCUGGUGCCGCCAUUGUUAUACCGUCCGAUCCUCUGUAUGCUGUGUAUGCUGCCACGAAAGCCUACAUCGAUCAAUUCUCAAGAUGCCUCUAUGUUGAGUACAAGAAAAGUGGGAUUGAUGUGCAAUGUCAGGUUCCAUUGUAUGUGGCAACAAAGAUGGCAUCGAUCAGGCGAUCAUCCUUCCUCGUGCCAUCAACAGAUGCUUAUGCUCGGGCUGCCCUCCGCUGGGUAGGCUAUGAACCACGAUGCACACCAUACUGGCCACAUUCCGUAAUGUGGUGCUUGGCUUGCCAGUUGCCGGAGGCUGCGAUCGAUGCGUGGCGGCUGGGGUUCUGCCUUGGUAUUAGGAAGAGGGGACAACUGAAGGACUCCAGGAAGAAAGAGUAGAAAUCAGGUUGCUCUCCUCUUUUUUGGGUGUUUGGCAAAAUUUCAAAGAUGAUCUUAACUUUCAAACCUCUAGAUUUUUAAUGCACCUGUUGUUUCUCAUUUAUGGAUUUUUCUAUUUCUCUA